AUGGACAUUCUCUCUUUUGCCUGCCCCCCUUUCCCUCCUUCAUCUCAGGACAGGCUCAUUAAACACCGGGGACGGACCAGCAGGAGUAGCAGCUCUGCCACCAUCAGCGUGCACCAGGACAACCCCUCCCGCAGCCUCCUGGGACAGCUCCUGCAAGAGACUCUCAUCUACAGCAUCAGCAGUGGCCAGUCCAGCUCUCCCCAACACAGAAGAAUACUCCCUUGUCUCUGCUUCUCACCAGAAGCUUUGAAUCUUAUAAACCUGCAGGCAAGAAGCAUCUCCAUGUUUUCUCUCCAUGGUUUGAGCGGGGAGGAGAAGCUCUGCACACCCCCUAAGGCAGGCCCAGCCCACGGCUCCAGGGGCUGUCACGGAUUUCCAGGGACUUUCCGAGGAGGGAGCCUGGAGCCUGUCUUGCUGCAUGGAGAGGGGCAGCGCCCGGGGUCCGACGCGCUGCUCUCCUGGAUCCUGACGCUGGGCAGCUGGAGGAGCCAGUGGCAGGCGGCCUGGGUGACCGCCCUGAACGAGGAGGCCGAGAGGAAAGGGGGCCCGCCUUUCCUGUCCUUUGAGGAGGACCCGCGGCAGCAGUCCCUGGAGCUGGCAGUGCAGGAGGUCUCCAGUGUGCUCAGGUCGGCCGAGGAGAAGGUGGUGGUCUGUCAGGUGGUGGGCCAGGCUAUUCAGUUCUUGGUCAGCGAGAAGCCUGCCUCAGGUGCUGGAUGCCGGCUGUACAACGUGCGGCUCUCCCCGUUCCAUUUACAGCUGGAGUUCCACAUGAAAGAGAAGAGAGAGGACCUCCAGAUUAGCUGGUCCUUCAUCAGUGCGCCGGAAAUGGCCGUUAAUAUCCAGCCCAAAGCACUGGGGGAGGACCCGGUGGCUGAGACAAGUGUGAUGUCUGACACUCUCAAGGACAUCUUGAAGCAUUUGGUUGGUUCUGCCUCUCCAUCAGUGGUUCUGAUCAUCAAGCCCACGAAUGUAAAGGAAGCUCAGAACUUACAGUGUGCCCCCUCUACUGCUCAGGAAUCCUGUCCUCCGAAACCUCCAAGGGCUCACGAGCUAAAGCUACUGGUGAGGAACAUCGGCGCCUUGCUGUUCAGCGAGCCUGGUGCCUCAGAUACCCCGGCUAGUAUCAGGUACCGCACCUGUCUGGUUGAGUUGAAUGCCAAGUCGAAGGAGUUACACCUACAGAUUUCAGAGGCUGGGCGACCCUCAGAAGGUCUGCUGGCGACGGCGACAGUUCCUUUGGAUUUGUUUAAGAAGCAGCCUUCUGGGCCACAGAGCUUCAUGCUGACCAGCGGGUCUGCCUGCGGCAGCUCGGUGCUGGGCUCGGUCACGGCUGAGUUCUCUUACAUAGAACCUGGGGAAUUGAAAUCCUGGCCCAUCCCUCCCCCUGUUCCUGCCGCAAAAAUCGAAAAGGACCGCAUGGUGAUGCCCUGUGGGACUGUGGUCACUACUGUCACUGCCGUGAAGACCAAGCCUCGUGUCGAUGUGGGGAGGGCGUCCCCGCUGAGCUCCGAGUCUCCGGUGAAGACUCCCAUCAAGGUGAAGGUGAUCGAGAAGGACAUCUCUGUCCAGGCCAUCUCCUGCCGCAGCGCCCCUGUCAGCAAAACGCUCUCUUCUUCAGAUACAGAAUUGUUGGUGUUGAAUGGUUCGGAUCCAGUGGCUGAAGUUGCCAUUCGACAACUCAGUGAAUCUUCAAAGCUGAAACUCAAGUCGCCACGGAAGAAAAGCACUAUUAUCAUAUCAGGGAUCUCCAAGACCUCACUAUCUCAGGACCACGAUGCUGCCCUGAUGCAGGGCUACAUGGCCUCUGUGGACAGCACCCACCAGGAGGAUGCCCCAUCCCAUCCGGAGGUGGCCGCAGCCUCUGCGCUACCGGAGGAAGCUGAGUCAGCCCAGGCAUCCCUUGCCCCCAAGCCCCAGGAGGAUGAGCUAGACUCCUGGGACUUGGAGAAGGAGCCCCAGGCUGUGGCAUGGAGCAGCCAGGCCCUGCUGGACCCCGACGGUGAUGAGCUGUCAGAGAGCUCCGUGAGUGUCUCGGAGCCGGGCGCUGCCAAAAAGCAUAAAGGAGGAAUUCUAAGGAAAGGGGCAAAGCUGUUCUUCCGCCGGCGGCAUCAACAGAAAGACCCGGGCAUGAGUCAGUCACACAAUGACCUUGUGUUCCUGGAGCAGCCAGAGGGUUCCCGGAGGAAAGGCGUCACCCUCACCAGGAUCCUGAACAAGAAGCUGCUCUCCAGGCACAGAAGCAAGAACACCAUGAACGGUGCCCCCGUGGAGCCCUGCACAUAGGGCCUGAGGUCAUCACCUCCAAGCCAGAAGACGUGCACCCGCGUUAACUACCCUCACCAGGACGCAGCCAGUGUGCCCGCCGGAUGUCCAGAUGCCCCGCUUGUCUUGCUGGGUUUCUUCCAACCAUCUAGUCUUUUAAAGGGAAAACAAAAUCUGAGUCUCCAGCCAGGAGGUUUCCCCCAGAGAGGAUAAAAAGCCCAACUCGCCACCAGAUGCCAAAUGAGACUUGACAGCCGCAGAGCUUGGGCUGUGCUCAAAGCUAAGAGUUAGGGUUCAAUAUUAGAAGGAGAUUAACAUUAUAAGUGAAAUAAUGUACUCUAAUGGAUUGUGGAGGGCAGGUGUGAGGGACUCAGUUUACCUAUUCUACACUAACAAGUGUUUUUGGUCCAUGCCUGGACCAUGUCACAAAAAGGAGGUGCCCCCCUGUGCUGUCACUGUGAAUGGAAAGGGUGGGUCACCUCUCCUCAUCUGCUGCUUGGAAUAAAAAAUGCAGCUGGCCCUGAGUACAGGGAAGUGGAACAUAGACAGGAUGUGGAUAAAUAAAUUUUGGUAGGAAUGGAGACGCUAUGACAGAUGUAGGAAGUCAUCUACCUUUGAUAUUAGCCAUAGAACUUGAACACUAACUGUAUCCUAUGCAUAGUAUGCAGAACACUUUUCUAAGUUUACUUUGAGCCUACUUGCAAGUGGAAGAUACACAUAUUCUCACAUGGUUUUUACAUUUUUCUCUAUCGUGUUAAAAGCUCUAAUAAUACUAGUGGAGAAGUUGACAGCCAAGUUUUUUUUUUCUCCCGCCUGUCAUACUUGCUAAACAAGAGCACAGCAGGCAUGUCGGAUGAAGUCAGGAGCCAUACGUGACCGCUCGUACAACACGGUUACCAAACACAUACAUGGAUUUUGCCAAAUGCUGCCAGUAGCCAAAACAAAGUCCUUUUAGGGCAGUGGAGGAAAUUAUUUUGUGUCUCAGGUGUCAGUCUUAGGAAUGGAAGUUUAAUAACAAAUGGGCCAAACUUGCAGGAAAUUCUCCCUAUGAGCACUUCAGAAUUUUGCUGUGAACAGUCCUCUUGGACACAGGUUGGGGUGCCCUUGUUUGGGUUUGUUUUGGUGGAAAACGUGAUCACCUGGCACACCAUUUGAAUAUCCCUAAGUAUCAUUCCAGUCGCUUUCCUCAUCAGUUGCCUUUCUGUUUCAGUUCAUUCACAGAUUUCACUUUGGUCUGCCCUGAAUGUGCCACUUCCAGUAGACAUGCUGGUUAAAGAACAGUCAUCAUUGGGGUGAAGUGUUUUUGACAGUUUAAUAUGAUUCACUUUUCUCCAAAGAGAUGUAAAAGGCCGUUGUGAAAGCUUGACUUCUGUCAUGGAGAUGGAAAUGGGCGAGAUUCCUUCCGUAGGUUCUUUUGUUAAUCCUUAAACAUGAAAUAUUUUGGGGGUAAUAGAGCCACUGGUGAGUAAAAACCUAUAUAAAAACCAAAAUUUUAGGAUUUUUUUCUUUUUUAGUGGAAACCUGUAUAAAAACCAAAAUUAUGGGAUUUUUUUCUUCUUUUUUAG
Messenger RNA from Mandrillus leucophaeus (drill), 3827 nucleotides. It is a transcript of the gene C2CD2, whose product is annotated as C2 calcium-dependent domain containing 2. The transcript is spliced from 16 exons. The record is from RefSeq and is a predicted model, not a curated record. Lineage: Eukaryota; Metazoa; Chordata; Mammalia; Primates; Cercopithecidae. Bases 1 to 2283 code for a protein of 760 amino acids.